Nelumbo nucifera (sacred lotus) is the source of this 1179-nucleotide messenger RNA. RefSeq names its product FK506-binding protein 16-2 (gene PNSL4). Lineage: Eukaryota; Viridiplantae; Streptophyta; Magnoliopsida; Proteales; Nelumbonaceae. Gene Ontology annotation, molecular function: peptidyl-prolyl cis-trans isomerase activity. The record is from RefSeq and is a predicted model, not a curated record. Gene Ontology annotation, cellular component: chloroplast.
CUACGAAAGAGCAAGUGAAACCGUGAAAGGCCGACUAUGGAGCUAAAGCAUUUGACGAAGGAACGUAGAUAGUCCACAAAACUUCAUCCAGAUAGGAAGGAAUCCAAGCUCUGAUAAACCAAUGGCGGUUUCAGCACUAAAUGUUGCAGCGCCGGUUCCAAAGCCAAGCCUUCACCAGACCUUCAAAUCUAAACCCAUUUCCGCCUUCAGAAGCAUCGCUUCUUCUUCAUCUCACAGUAGGGUGUCAGAGGUCCCUCUGGCUCUGGAAUCAAAAUCUUCUACUAAAAAGCGGAUAUUCGACAUGGGUCUUGGCUUGCUAGCAGCCUCGAUAGUGUUUUCUGCGCCAUUGGAUGCUAACGCGACCAGGAUUGAGUAUUACGCCACUGUUGCUGAACCGUCCUGUGAGCUGAAUUUCGCGCCGUCUGGACUUGGUUUCUGCGACGUUUCUGUAGGAACUGGACCCGAGGCUCCUCUGGGAGAGCUUGUCAAUAUCCACUACACUGCAAGAUUUGCAGAUGGGACAGUCUUUGACAGCAGUUACAAACGUGCAAGACCACUCACUAUGCGCAUUGGUGUUGGCAAGGUUAUCAAGGGAUUGGACCAGGGAAUUUUAGGAGGUGAAGGUGUUCCUCCAAUGCUUGUUGGGGGAAAACGUAAGCUUCAGAUUCCUCCAGAGUUAGCUUAUGGACCCGAACCUGCAGGAUGCUUUUCAGGUGACUGCAACAUACCCGCCAAUGCAACUCUUGUUUAUGAUAUUAAUUUUAUUGGACUUUACAAGUGAAACAUCAAUUCAAGGAACAAUGGAUUAUCUGUUGCUGAAAAGAUUAGAAGGUCAAGACAGAUGUGCACUGAAAGUUUAGACCAAAAGAAGUAUCACCUAGGCUGAAGGUACAUGGCAAGGAAGUGCAGAUUUGUGUGAACAAAACCAAAAAGAAAAGAAGUAUGGACGGUUCGGGUGCUAUAGGGAGGUCAUUUAGAUCAAGCAGGGAUCUGGUGCUAGAAAAAGAUUGUCUUGCAGGAGCUCUGAAGGCAUUCAUCCCUGUGGAUAUCCUUAAUCAUCCUAAUUGAUUAGGUGGAGAUAUCUGUUUUGUUGGUGCGGUACGGCAUGAACAAGUUAAUUCCUUAUGUAUAUAUAGUAUCGAUUUUCUGUUUAAAUGCAGUUCCUACUUCCUGUUCAAA